AUGACCCAAAACAAUGUACAGAUUUGUGGCCAACAAAUAUGUCAGAGAUGUAAGAAACAACUUGCUAUAGUGCUAUCGAGAAAGGAAUAUUUCUGUGAAGAUUGUUUCUGCAAGUUUGUUUCCUUGAAACAAAGAAAAGCUAUGAUGCUUGAUUCUUAUUAUCAAGAUAUUUUCAAAGUUAUGUACAAAGAUAAAAUCCGUAGUGUUGAAGAAGCAGAAUUAUUGAAUAAAAAUUCUAGGAUUUUAGUGCCCUUAUCAUUUGGAUCAUCUUCUUUGACCGUUUUGGAUAUUUUGAAUGAAACUUUAUUAGAGCAGAAGAAACAGCAAUUUGGUAAGACUGGGUUUACUGUACAUGUGUUGAAUUGUUAUCAGGCCCCAACAAGUAAUAAAUUAAAAGAAGAUUUUGAAAAAGCCAAGAGUUUAAUUCAUGAUCUUGAAAAUUAUCGUUAUUAUGAAAAUAAGGAUAACAUUAAAUUCUAUAUGGUGGAAUUAGACUCAUUCUACAACACAAAGGACCUCACAAAAAUUGUUUUAGAUAAUAAAGAUUUUAGCACAACUUUAACAGACUUCGUAUCAAAUAAUACACAAUAUACAUUACAUGAUUUAUUAUUAGAAUGCCCAAGUAAGUCUACAAGAGAAGAUUUUUUAACUAUAAUUAAAGCUCAACUUGUUAAAAAAUUUGCCUAUCAACAUAAAUUUAAAGCCAUUCUUUGGGGAAAUUCAAUGACUAAGGUAGCAGAUGAAAUUAUCUCAUUAAUUGUUAAAGGUAGAGGUGAACAAAUUGCUUCAAGUUUAAAUAAUUCUUCAGUCGAUCCAAUGACUGAGAACUGUGACCAUUCAUUUAAAAAUCUAUAUCCAUUAAAGGAUGUUCUAUUAUCAGAGGUUGAUACAUAUGUUCAUAUUAAAAGUCUAGAAAAAUAUUUGAUUAAUUACACAAACUCCGAUUCAUUAAUGAUAUAUGAUAAAUUUAAUGGUGAUAAUAAUAUUACGUCUAGUAAACCAUUAGUUAAAAAUAUGACUAUUAAUGAUAUUUCCAGAAAGUAUUUUCAAACUAUUGAAGAUGAUUAUUCAAAUAUUAUAUCUACUGUAGUUAGAACUGGUGAAAAAUUGGGCAAUCCUACAAAUCAUUCAUCUACGAAGUCUAAAAAAUGUACAAUUUGUAAUAGUAUCUUUAUUAAUGAGCCUGCUAAUUGGUUAACUACAAUUACAGAAACGGAAGGUCAUCCGAUUGAGACGGAAGAAGAAAAGGGAUUAUAUAUGAGAUGGCAGCAAUCAAUAGACCAUUCAACCGAAACAGAUGUUGUUGAUUCAAAAAUAGAUAAUACUAAUAAACCUGAUUUACUUUGUUAUGGUUGCACAGUAAUGUUAAAUACCGUAAAUAAGCAGCAAAUUAUAUGGCCAAAAAAUGAUCAAGAUGAAUUAAAUGAUAUAUUAAAGGAAUUCGUUUUAACGGACGAUAAUGAAGAUUGA
This is a messenger RNA of Henningerozyma blattae CBS 6284, 1470 nucleotides long. RefSeq names its product Ncs2p (gene NCS2). The transcript has a single exon. Gene Ontology annotation, molecular function: tRNA binding; sulfurtransferase activity. Lineage: Eukaryota; Fungi; Ascomycota; Saccharomycetes; Saccharomycetales; Saccharomycetaceae. Gene Ontology annotation, cellular component: cytosol. The coding region runs from base 1 to 1470 and encodes 489 amino acids. The record is from RefSeq and is a predicted model, not a curated record. Gene Ontology annotation, biological process: tRNA wobble position uridine thiolation.